Messenger RNA from Andrographis paniculata, 1788 nucleotides. RefSeq names its product pentatricopeptide repeat-containing protein At5g66520-like. NCBI's taxonomy places the organism in Eukaryota, Viridiplantae, Streptophyta, Magnoliopsida, Lamiales, Acanthaceae. Gene Ontology annotation, biological process: RNA modification. The transcript has a single exon. Gene Ontology annotation, molecular function: protein binding; RNA binding. The record is from RefSeq and is a predicted model, not a curated record. Bases 42 to 1703 code for a protein of 553 amino acids.
GAAGAUACAUCACCAUCGAUGGCGGAUGAUGGUAACUACUAAUGUUCUAUGCUUUGGAGCAAAUGAAGGAUUCCUAUUCAAAUUUCGAUUUCGAAUUGGACGGGGACGUGAAGAACAGCAUCGGAAGGUUGAUCCACAGGUGCAAGAGCUUGAAGGAGCUGUCUCAGGUUCAUUCCCAUGUCAUAAAGCUCCCGCAUUUACUCCCAAACCAUCGCUCCUUCCUCACUUCCCGCCUCCUCUUCUGCAUCUCACCCCUUUCCCUCUCUUACGCCUGCAAAAUCUUCUCCCUCAUCCAAAACCCCACUCUCUUCUCAUACAACGCCAUUAUCAGAGCCAAUUCCACCAAUCCCACCCACCCUUCCUCCUCUGCUUCAUUAAUUCUGUACAAACAGCUGCUGGCCAACGGCCUGCUGCCCGACUCCAUAACCCUACCUUUCGUGCUCAAGGAAUGCUCCACCAGGGCCGAUUUAAUCGCCGGCAGAGGCGUCCAUGCUCACGGUUUGAAGUUUGGGUACGAAUCAGACGUUUACGUGCAGAAUUCGCUCAUCAAUUUGUACUCUGAAUGCGGAGUUUCGGAGGAUGCACACAAGGUGUUCGACGAAAUGCCUAACAGAGAUGUGGUUUCAUGGAACUCCAUCAUUAUUAGCUCUUUAAGAAGCGGCGAACUCGACGCCGCAUUGCAGCUGUUCUCGGCAAUGCCGGAGAGGAAAAACAUCAUCACGUGGAACUCAAUGAUCACCGGAUUCGUGCAAGGCGGCCGGCCGAAGGAGGCACUCGAAAUCUUCCGGGAUAUGCAAGUUUCCGUCGAUACCGUCUACCCGGAUAAAGUAACAUUAGCCGGUGUGCUAUCCGCCUGCGCUUCUUUAGGGGCGAUCAAUCUCGGGAGAUGGGUGCAUCAUUACAUCGAAAGAACCGGGACAACGUGCGACAUGGUGUUAGGGACAUCGCUCGUUGACAUGUACGGAAAAUGUGGAUUUAUCCGGAAGGCGUUCGAGGUUUUCCUGGGAAUGCCCGAGAAGGACGUUCUCGCAUGGACGGCGAUGAUCUCGUCAUACGCAAUGCACGGCUACGGCCGCGAUGCGAUCGAGCUUUACGGGAGAAUGGAAGAAGCCGGAGUGAGGCCAAACGCGGUGACAUUUGUCGCGAUACUCUCUGCGUGCGCGCACACAGGGCUAAUCGACGAGGGGCGACGGUACUUUCAAAGAAUGGGAAAACACGGGAUUGAGCCACGGGUCGAGCAUUACACGUGCAUGGUCGACAUUUUAGGGCGAGCGGGUCGUUUCGACGAGGCGGAAGAGCUUAUCGGGAGGAUGCCAGUGAGUCCCGACGUAUUUACGUGGGGGGCUCUGCUGGGGGCGUGCCGGACGCAUGGGAACAUCAGGUUGGGGGAGAAAGUCGCACGGCUGUUGAUCGAGAUGGAGCCGGAAAACCAUGUGUUCUACGUGGUUUUGUGCGAUUUGUACGGGAAAUCGAGGAGAUUCGAGGAUCGCCAGAGAGUGAGAUCUUGGAUGAAUGAUCGGAGGGUGGAGAAGGGUGCUCCGGGAACAAGUUUGAUAGAAGUAGAAGGUGUUGUGUUAGAAUUCUCUGUUAAAGGGUCGCCGGAGAUGGAGAUGGAGAUGCCGAUGGAGAGGUUGAAGAGUGUGUUAGAGACGCUGGAUAAUGAGAUGAAGGUGGACGAGAAGUAUAUUGAGACUUUAUUAUGACCAAUUUCUUAUAUUUUGUAUGCAAACAAUUUUUUGGAAUUUAGAAAAUAGUAAAAUUAAUAAAUGUAAUGAUUUAUUAAAAACA